AGGCGAGGCGAGGCCGCGCCGCCCGCCGCUCCUGCCCAGCGGUGCGCUGCCGCGCCGCCCGCCCCCCCGGGCGGUUUCAGCGCCUGGAGGCAAGCCCCGUCCCCUGCCCGCCGCCGAGGCCGAGGGGCGCCGGCGGGCGGCGGGGCUGGCGCGGGGGCGCCCGUUGCUCGGCGCUCAGCGCAGGCAGCGCCCCGGCCGCCCGCGCCUCCGCCGGGGGGCGGCUCCGCGCGCGCUGCCGGGCCUCGCCGCCAUCUUGGCCGCUGCCCCGGGAGCGGGACGGGCCGCACAGGGCCGGGGGAGGAGGCAGACUACAGUAUGGGAGAGGAAAACCUAUUCUGCAAGAAAAGCACAAGCAAAUUAAAUUACUCUUGCAAGAGAAAAUGAUCCACAGCCUGUUUCUUAUAAACUGUUCUGGUGAUAUAUUCUUGGAGAAGCACUGGAAGAGUGUUGUGAGCCAAUCUGUGUGUGAUUAUUUCUUUGAAGCUCAGGAGAAAGCAAUCGAUGUUGAGAAUGUGCCUCCUGUCAUCUCAACGCCACAUCACUACCUCAUCAGCAUCUAUCGGGAUAAAAUCUUCUUUGUGUCUGUCAUACAGACAGAAGUGCCACCACUCUUUGUAAUUGAAUUUCUGCACCGAGUAGCAGAUACUUUCCAGGAUUACUUCGGCGAAUGUUCUGAGACUGCAAUUAAGGACAAUGUAGUUAUUGUGUAUGAACUUCUAGAAGAAAUGUUAGACAAUGGUUUUCCACUGGCGACAGAAUCUAACAUAUUGAAGGAGCUGAUUAAGCCUCCUACAAUUUUGCGCUCCGUUGUCAACUCCAUCACAGGCAGUAGUAAUGUGGGUGACACACUUCCCACUGGACAGUUGUCCAACAUUCCUUGGCGCAGAGCAGGGGUAAAAUACACAAACAACGAAGCCUAUUUUGAUGUCAUUGAAGAAAUUGAUGCGAUUAUAGACAAAUCAGGUUCUACUGUCUUUGCAGAAAUCCAAGGUGUUAUUGAUUCGUGUAUUAAGCUCUCAGGAAUGCCAGAUCUUUCUCUUUCUUUCAUGAACCCACGGCUGCUGGAUGACGUCAGCUUCCAUCCAUGUAUUCGGUUCAAACGCUGGGAGUCUGAGAGAGUCCUUUCGUUUAUUCCUCCUGAUGGGAAUUUCAGAUUGAUCUCCUACCGUGUCAGUUCACAGAACUUGGUGGCAAUUCCCGUAUAUGUGAAACACAUGAUCAGUUUUAAGGAAAAUAGUUCUUCGGGAAGAUUUGAUGUUACCAUUGGACCAAAACAGAAUAUGGGGAAAACAGUAGAAGGAGUUGUCAUGACAGUUCACAUGCCAAAGGCCGUACUUAAUAUGAACCUCACUGCUACGCAAGGCAGCUAUACAUUUGACCCAGUUACUAAAGUGUUAACAUGGGAUGUUGGCAAAAUUACCCCUCAAAAGCUACCAAACCUGAAGGGCAUAGUGAACCUGCAGUCUGGAGCCCCCAAGCCAGAGGAGAAUCCAAGUUUAAACAUCCAGUUUAAGAUACAACAGCUUGCAAUUUCAGGACUGAAAGUGAAUCGCCUAGACAUGUAUGGAGAAAAAUACAAGCCUUUUAAAGGUGUCAAAUAUAUUACAAAAGCAGGAAAAUUCCAAGUCAGGACAUGAGAAGAUGCUCUACUUGCAAGAGGAAAUUCCCCUUAAAAAAAACUUGACUGCUUAGUGACUUAUGUUGCUAUUAAUUAGGUGCCAAUUAAUUAAUAGACACUGAUUAGUUUGGGAUCAAAGCAUUUGUGCACAGCAGCUCUUAAAAUGAAAGCAUAGCUUAGUCUUUCUUAAUACAGCUUUAAAAUAAGGUACUUUUUUUCUAAUACACCUUCACUCUUUUUUUACUGAAUUGUUGCGCUGGUGAAUAGUUUGAUAUAGGUGAUCCACAGAAUGUCUCAAACACUACACUGCCAGUCGGAUACCAAAGCCCAGAGGCCAAGCACAUCAUGAAGGCCAGCCAGGCCACUGGAAGAAUCUUGUGGUGGCACGUUUUGCUGCUGCAGCCGCCUGCAAAGAAAGCUCAGCUAUUCUCACAGCCAGCUGCAAACUGGUAUUCCACAAAGCAUCAUGUAAUCCCUUCAGAAAUAGAAAGCAGCAGUGAGAGGGGCAGGGGUCCCACAGGGGCCUGGGACAUAGCAAGUGUCACUCCUGAGAAAGAGCUGAUGAAGAAAAAAGUAAUUUCCUUGUUUACAAGAAAUCGCCUUUCUUAAGAAGCAUUUGCCUUAAUCAGCUUUCAUUUGUGCCAUCUGCAGAUGAGCUGAUAAAAAUAACAUUCUGCAUUAAAUCUGGGAGGUGAUUGUUGCUUCAGUAAUCCACUUUCUUUCCAUUCAAUCUCAUCAUUGCCAUCAUGUUUUUUUAAGAAUACAGUUGCAGAGAGUAAGAUCUAUUUUUUAUGUGAAGCCUUUGCUUUGAUUUAAAUGUUCCACUUGUUCGAAGUGGAUGCCACCAGAUUUGUGCCAUGUGUACAUUGGAGCGUAGCUUUUUAGAUAGCACAAUAGAAGUGUCAAGUGUAUUUAAUGGUUGUGUGCUUUAAUGUUAUGAAAUAAAAGGGAACUCUACUGCAAA
Messenger RNA from Aquila chrysaetos chrysaetos, 2582 nucleotides. RefSeq names its product adaptor related protein complex 3 subunit mu 1 (gene AP3M1). The transcript is spliced from 10 exons. Gene Ontology annotation, cellular component: clathrin adaptor complex; cytoplasmic vesicle. Gene Ontology annotation, biological process: endocytosis; intracellular protein transport. Lineage: Eukaryota; Metazoa; Chordata; Aves; Accipitriformes; Accipitridae. The coding region runs from base 381 to 1637 and encodes 418 amino acids. The record is from RefSeq and is a predicted model, not a curated record.